Ophidiomyces ophidiicola is the source of this 1077-nucleotide messenger RNA. RefSeq lists its product as uncharacterized. The record is from RefSeq and is a predicted model, not a curated record. Lineage: Eukaryota; Fungi; Ascomycota; Eurotiomycetes; Onygenales; Onygenaceae. The coding region runs from base 1 to 1077 and encodes 358 amino acids. The transcript has 2 exons.
AUGGCAUACCUACACGAUGCGCCUCCCAAUGCUGCGCUUCCCAAUCUGCCUCCCCAUUCACCUCUAAAUUCGACGCCUCAGCUUCCGGCAGAUACUCCGCCCGACGUGACACGCAAUAUGCCUCCCUGCCCAACGGUGCAUCUAGACUCCUCUGCGGUGCAGGCUCAGCCCGAGAGUUUUCCUUCCAAUCCUGCCACGCACGCCCAGUCCCAUCCUGUGCCGCCCAGCUUGCUCCCGAACCCACCUCCCGGAUACCUUAUGUUGCCGAUACCGUUUCCUGUAAAGCCGCUGUUUAAUAAUAUCUUAAACGCACCGGAGAAUAUUGGCGAAAUGAGACAACGUUUUUUCUCCUUAGAAACGCCGAUAGUCCAGAGCCCUUACGAACAUGAGAUCUACUGGCCUUUCGUUGACAAUUUUUGGGUGCGGAAUAAGGUGAAAGACUCCACGGAUUGCCGUACAGAAUAUUACUGGUGUCGCUUAUUUCGUAAGCAGGAUCAGAAAUCCGCGGUUCCUCCAGAGCUGCGAAAAAGAAAAUGCACGAUCCGUAGCGCCGUGGGGUGUGAAAUGAAGCUUCGAAAACGUUUUUGGAAAGAUGGUACUGUCGAGAUAUCUAACCAUGGGACAUGUAAUGCCCAUUGCCAUUCGCUGGACGAUAUGGACCAGAUAAAACGAAAUUCCGGUGUCAGGCUCGCAAUUGGAAACGAGAUAGGCAAAGGGUAUAAACCCACGGAAGUAAAGAGGGUUCUAUUAAAGAAUCAGGACAUUUUAACAGCCGCGGGUGGGCAAUGCAUCACGAUUAAGGAUUGCCACAAUGCCGCUCUCGUCCAUAAUAAAGAAAGUAAAGAACAGCUCCCACCGAGAAAAGAGGACAAUCAACCUGGGGUACGAGAAAAUAUGCAAGAAGAUGAGCCCAUGAUUGGACAAAUACUUCAAGAACACACGCCGCGUGAGGCAGAAGCACUGGACAAAAUGUCCAUAGAGGUUCAACCCCAAGCGUCAGCUGAACUGACAGCUUCGUCACUACGUAAGGUGUCAAAAGGAGGGUCAAACAGCGAAGCUAUCGAUCAAACAAGUUGA